Messenger RNA from Apis mellifera (honey bee), 3300 nucleotides. RefSeq lists its product as uncharacterized. The coding region runs from base 1088 to 2560 and encodes 490 amino acids. Gene Ontology annotation, cellular component: photoreceptor outer segment; membrane. Gene Ontology annotation, molecular function: G protein-coupled receptor activity. The record is from RefSeq and is a predicted model, not a curated record. NCBI's taxonomy places the organism in Eukaryota, Metazoa, Arthropoda, Insecta, Hymenoptera, Apidae. Gene Ontology annotation, biological process: G protein-coupled receptor signaling pathway. The transcript has 8 exons.
CAACCUAACGAGAAUAAAAAAUAUCUCUGAAUCUAAACUCAUAUUAAUUAACCGAUAAACACACCACAACUUUCUCACAACUACUCGAAAAAAAAAAAAAAAAGGAACGCAGAGGCGCAAACGUUCACGAACACGAUUUUGAAAACGAUCCCUCUUCCCCCCCUUCUCCCUGACCACGCGAAAACUCGUAUCCUAUCUCCCCGAACACAAAGCGGAUCAGUCGGACAAUCGGCGCGGAGGCGUCGGGACUCGUCGUCCCGCAGGACGAGUCGUCGGGUUCGAGGCCCCGAGUGCCACUCGGCCAACCGAGUCUCUGUCCUUCUGUUAACCCCCCCUCCUCCCUCUCACUCUCUCUCUCUCACUCCCCCCACCCCUCCGCCGCGCUCGCUCGCGAAACAACACCGAGAACACGCUCGAGAUACGCGCGCGCGUCGAUUUCCAGCAGAGGGAGAGAGAGAGAGAAAGGGAGAGCGGAGAGCUUCCGUCCUUCCCCUCCCCGCGAGUGCGGUCCCUCGAAGCUCGGUGGGCUCCAUCCACUCUCGGGAACUCAGUACUCUCUCGCGCCCCGAGCCGAGAGAAUCGCUCCUAUCAUCUCCUUCCUCUCUCGACCCCCCUCUAACUCUCUCCUCCUCCUUCGAUUCCAUUCCCUCCUCGCACAGUAGUAGAGCCGCGCUUCCUGCCUUCCGACCCCGCUCCAACACCGAGGAACACGCGCGCGUGUAUAAGAUUUAAAAAGUAUCGGCCAACGACGACAGGACACGUGUGUAUGCGUGUAUGCGUGUGUGCGUGCGUGGCGGAUAAAAGAGUGGUUUAAGCGAGGAGUUUGAAAGUUGAAAAAGUUUUUGUGAGAAACGUGGUGGUGAUUGUGGUUUUGUGAUUGCGGUGAAGGUGAUUGUGGUGGUGGUGGAAAGAAAAGUGGUGGUGGUCGUUUGUAAAUAUGGUGAAUCUUCGCGGAGACACACCCCCGGAGAAGACGUGACAGUAGGGGGAUGAGAGGAUCGGCGGUGAUCACGAUUCACAGCCGGUUGGAUUUAAGUCCCGCAGUGAGGGACUCUUGCCUCUUGGUUGGCUGGACCGGGUCGAAUUGAUGGCAAUGAUAGGCGCCAAUCUAAGAUUUGGGAUCGGCGCAUCGGGUAACGCGUCGUCAAACGCGACCAAGGUGUUCCAGUGUCAUCCAGGGGGCGCGACAGAGGCCAGCCUCAUCUUCGGCCUCGGCGCUCUGGGCAUGGGAGCGAACUUCCUGCUAAUGGCCCUGAUUCUGGCCAAGCGACAGUUGCGAAGAUGGUCACAAGGAUUGCUGUUCCAUCAGGCGAUGGUGGACUGCGCUCGGGCCGCGAUUUUAUUGCCCCUAGGUUCGAGCAUCCUCAACUGUCAACCGAUGACCAAGUGUUCCCUGGUCGAGACCGCGUUCCUACUGCUUGUGACGGUGUCCACCGUGAACAUGCUGACUACAGUGCUGAACGACAGCCCGAUCUUCCCCGAAACCGACGAGGAGGCGGACCUCGCCGCUCCUUUGCUCAUGGACUCGCCCCAGUGCGUUCUUUUCGGCACGUUCAUGAUAUGGUUCGCGAGCAUCACUAUCAACCUGGGCCCGACGUUUCUGAGCGGCGCUCUUGCAGCGAACACCGAGUCGGGUCACAACGCGCCCAGCUGCCCACUUGUGCACGGCCCGUUCCGCCAUUACAUACUCAACGUCCUUUGGAUCGCUAUCAACAUGAUCUGCGUCGCACUCACCCUCAUCCAUCUCAGGAAACUGCACAAAGAUUUGACCAAAGCGAACGUCGAAGCGGUAAAGGUAGCACUACUAACAAUUCUCGUGAAUACAACGGGUAACCAACAAACGAAUGCGGUUCCUGAAAAUUCUGCCGCAUCCACGAAUGGUGGCACGCCCAAGAGGAGCGGGGCAGCGGAGGAGCACCGAAAAAUGAGGAAUUACUUAAAGAGGAUGGAGAGGGAGGGCGUGCAGAGAGUGAAGAUGUUUCUGGUGAUCACCGCCGCGUACGGAAUCUUUUGGGGACCACUGUUCUUCGUCACCCUGGUGGAUCAUCCUAUCAUCGGUAAUCCAACCGGUUACGAGGUGACUCUACAUAUCGCGUACAUUCACGCAUUCGUGAACCCGGUGCUUUUCCUCAGCCUGCACCGUGGUCUGCGUCAAGGUCUUUCGGAAUUCUUCUGCGGCUGCUGCGAGGUGAUCGCCAGCUGGAUCCUGGGUCCAAGCAUACCCGUCGAGAGUGCGGUGCAACCACCGCGGUACCAAGAGCCGAUCGAGGCGGUCCCUUCGCCCCCCGAGCCCCCCCUGGUUCAGCCUAACGCGUGUCCAGAUCUGACGGACGUGGCCCUCCUCAAACCGCCCUUGCCGCCCACCGGCAAACACUUACUGGACGACUCCGUGAUCGUACCACCGGAUCCAUGGAUUCUGGUGUCAAGAUCGAAAAGCACGUCGAGCAUUUACCAGGAAGAUGUUAGUAGAAGAUCGAGCAUAUUAAUACCCCCGCCCCUGAAAUUAAGCGACUCGAAAGUGAACGUCAGCCCGAUUAGCAGCGAUCUCCCUAGCGAAUGAUUGCCUGGGAGAAAAAAAAAAAAAUGUUCUCGAUAGAAAAUAUUCGUUCGACCAAUUGAACUGUUCUGAUAAAUUAAUUUUAAAUAUACUCUUCUUUAUCGAUGAAUGGUAUAUAUUUUAGUAUCGUUUAUUAUUUUAUGCGAGAUAAGAAAUUUGUAACAUUUAUAUCGAAUCUUGUUUUCCAAGAUAUUUAUAAUUUCUGACAAUGUUUGUCAAAACUUUGUCAAACAAAAAAAAAAAAGAAAAAAGAAAGAAACCAAAGAAACUUGUGUCCAAUGAAAUAUUGAGAGUUUCAAAGUGUUCGAACAACUUUCGAAGAGGAAAGAAUCACAAAACGUUCACUUCUCAGUCGAUAAGACAGAGAUCUUUAUCGGAGACAUUCUUUGAGCAUAAAGAUUCUCCUCCUCCGUAAACGAGGAAGAUAAAAGCGUUGCCAAAAAGAAAAAAAAAAAAAAAGGUUCUUCGAGGAACCGUCCAAAAGUCUUCAAAAAUUGCCAAACCACGAAAAAAAAAAAAAAAGGGAUAAAAAAUAUGUAGGUGAUAAUCUUUCGUCGACAUUAAGCACGUUUCCAUGUAAAACUUCGCUUUCUAGAUGACUACUCUAUUUAGGUAACGCCAGUUUGAAAAAAAAAUUAUAAAAAAGAGAGAGAAAGAGAGAGAUGAAGAAAAAAAAAAAAGAAGGUAGCGAUUAUUAAAGUAGAAAGUACAGGAAGUAAAAAAAAAAAAAAAAAAAAAAAAAA